This is a messenger RNA of Diaporthe batatas, 897 nucleotides long. RefSeq lists its product as uncharacterized. The coding region runs from base 1 to 897 and encodes 298 amino acids. The record is from RefSeq and is a predicted model, not a curated record. The transcript is spliced from 6 exons. Lineage: Eukaryota; Fungi; Ascomycota; Sordariomycetes; Diaporthales; Diaporthaceae.
AUGGCCGAGGAAGAUCAAAUUAUGAGACGGAAUCCCACUAAUACUUACAACCUCACUACUGGUUUCCUCCUUGACGAUCCGGACUGUCUUGCAUCACCUGGGCACCCGUGGACCGCAUUCUCACCCUGGGCUACCAUGAGCACGUACGAGCACAGCAUCACGCUCUACUGCGAGGGCACUCCCAACCCUCUCAAGAUCUCCAUUGCCCUUGAAGAAUUGGGCUUGAAGUACAAUGCGCACCAAAUCAAGCUCUUUGAACAUGAGCAGAAAGAGCAGUGGUUUCUUGACAUUAAUCCCAACGGUCGGAUCCCGGCCAUAGUUGACACGGCGGAGGAUGGCCAGCAGCUCAAGAUCUGGGAGAGCGGUGCCAUCUUGCAGUAUCUUGUGGAUCGUUACGAUGCGGACCACAAGAUAUCGUACCCUCGCGGGACCAAAGAGCACUGGGAGAUGACGAGUUGGCUCUUUUGGCAAGUGAGUGGUCUCGGCCCUUCACAAGGCCAGGCAAACCAUUUUGAAAUGUCUGCUGCUGGUGAUCAUCCAUACUCUUUGAAGCGUUAUGUCAACGAAACACGCCGCCUUUAUCGCACCAUGGACAAGGCGCUCGCUCAAAACCCUUCUGGGUAUCUCGUGGGUGAUCAUGUCAGCAUUGCCGACAUUGCCAUUUGGCCAUGGACUACCGCAUUCAAGUACAGCGGUCUGUCCCAGAUCGACGAGUUUCCCCAUGUCAAGGAAUGGAUGUACAGGCUUCUCGCUCGCCCUGGUUUUGAGAAGGGCCGCAACGUACCGAACCCUCACAUAUACCUUCAACUCAACGAGCUCCCUGAUGAGGAAUUGAAGCGGAUUGGGCGAGAGAGGUCGGGCUGGAUUCAGGAGGCUAUGAAGCGCGGUGCUGAGUGA